UGUGUGUGUGAGUGAGAAAAAGAGAGAGAGAGAGAGAGGUGUGUUGAAACUCAAUUCUAUUCCUGCAUUCCUUCCCUCAUCAAAGGCCGUCUAAAUAGAUAGGGGGGGAAAUCAUAAAUUAUACCAUGGUGAGAUAGGACCGUUUCGAAGACUGAUCCGCGAAGGGACAAUCUCAGGAAUUUACAGCGAGGACAGAUUGGAGGAAGUGUGCAGUGUUACAUUACCCGUUUGACGCCUUGUGGACCGUAAAGGCGAAAGGCUGCUUUUAGCCAGGGACGUUUUCUUUUUUCAUUUUUAAAGAGGAACGCAAGAUGGCAGAUGACAGGAGUGAAUAACGAGGACAGCACGGCGCCGUUCCCUUUAAAAUGUAAAGGAUCGCCCAGAAGCUUUUGGAUGUAUUUCAGAACUGGACACAUUGUACUUAUUCGCUUCGACCGGAUACGAAUAAAAGGGAAACGCGGUUUUGUUUCCCAACAGUAAGGCUGUGCUAGAAAAGUAGGUUGGUGUUCUAGCUGUUGCGACCCCUCGCUAGCUGGAUAUGGCAGAUCUUUCCAUUUAGUCAACCUACAACACAUUGCUUGGUAAGCCUUUAAACCUUUUUGUGGGCCGUUUUUGGCAAAUAAAAAGCGAAGGGACCGGUCAUUCCUGUUUUUAGACCCCAGCCCUGUAGUGUGCUCACAGUUAGUUUUCAGAAGCUAAAGCUAGAAUAGUACUACUAGGACAUUUUGUCUAAAAUGAAAGUAACAUAGGCUAUAGAUUUUUCCUGGUGAAUCUAGAUUGCACAAACAUGACGCACUGUAGAUUAAAUGUGAAGGACAGGAGCCCAACCCGGUCUUAAAUUAUUCCACAGAUCUUAUUUUGAAACGUCGUCAUGAUCAGAUUGUUUGGUUUUAAUAAAAUGAACCCUAGAUAACUGUUGAUGUUAGGUUAGGGUUAUUUAAAAGCCGUUCUAUUAACAAUUCAAAAGUCUUAACCCCUGCGCUGGAAAGGCCCAUAAACGUCCCUUCACCUACUAAGGGAGGAACUGCCAAGGCAUAUCAUUCAGAUGUGUCAGCAGAUUAGUCUGUUCAUUAUCGUCACCAGUGAUUCAAUAGUCAGUGUUAGAAAAGAACGACUGAUCAUACAUUAGUAAACAGAACCAUGAUGUAGACGUGACCAGAAACAUAACUGACGCUUAUUACAUGUUCGGAUUAUUAGAUAAGUAGGACUUAGUAAUAAUAUAAUGUUCCAUCAAGUCUACUUUAUGAGCUUCAAUAGUGCUGCUGUUCGGUUUUCCUUUUACAGAAACAUGAACGCCUCUGAAAGUAGGCCUUAAAAUACAACCUGGUUGUAAACAUUGGUUAUUCUUCACUAGAUGAAUCAGGAAGAGGUUUUAUCUGUAUGGGGUUUUGUGAGUGUGUCUUGGUCUCACGUCUGUGCAUCUUUAGAAAGUUCUAAGCCUGCACCUUUCACACGUCAAUAACUCGAAUCUUUAGACGAGAUCGACCAGAAAUGGCUGAAACCUGGAAGAACUGUCUAGAAGAGGAGCUUAUAUGCCCGAUCUGUCUGCAUGUGUUUGCGGAGCCUGUUCAGCUGCCAUGCAAGCACAACUUUUGCCGAGUGUGUAUAAACGAAGCUUGGGCCAAGGAUACGGCCAUGGUGCGGUGCCCGGAAUGCAACAACGCCUACAGCCAGAAACCGGCUCUGGAGAAAAACCACAAGCUGUCCAACAUCGUGGAAAAGUUCAACGCGCUGAACAUUGAAAAAGCUCCAGCGGUGCUGCACUGUAUCCUGUGCCGCCGCGGGCCACCAAUGCCUGCUCAGAAAGUGUGUCUGAGGUGCAAGGCGCCAUGCUGCCAGUCACACGUACAGACGCACCUGCAGCAGCCCUCGUCCAACGCGGGACACCUGCUAGUGGAGGCGUCCGAGGCUCGGGCAUGGAGCUGCCCGCUGCACCACGAGUACCGGCUGUACCACUGCGAGGCCGAGCACGCGGCCGUGUGCCACUACUGCUGCGUAGCCAGAUGCGCCCCACAUCACGGACACGCCGUCUGCGACGUAGAGAUGCGUCGCAGUGACAUCCGGCAAACGUUAAUGAAGCAGCAAGACCGGAUUGAAGACAGAGUUCAAGACAUAGAAGAGCAGCUCUACAAACUAGAGUCAGACAAAUGUCUUGUAGAGGAGAAAGUGCAGCAUCUGAAGGAGGAGGUACAGCUGCAGUAUCAGAAGAUGCAGCAGCUGCUGGAGGAAGACUUGGGAAAGACACUGGAGGUGCUGGAUCAGGCUCACACCAAAUUCUGUCAGGAGAACUCCACCCAGGUGCUGCAGCUCAACCAGAAACGCCAGGAGGCCAAGAAACUCCUCAGCUCCAUCCAGAUGGUCUCUGAUAAGGCAGAGGAUAUCAAAUUUAUGAGGAAUACAAAAGCUGUAAAAAUCUUAAUGGACAGGUCUCAGUCAUAUAUUGGCAAUACCUUACCCUCUUACAAAGUGGGCAGCCUCAAUUCCAAGCUGUUUCUCUCUGAAAUCUCAAAGAGGGAGAAAAACCUGUGCAAAAUGCUUGAAGCUCCUUUAAGCGCUCCUGUAAACUUCUUCCAGACGAUUCCAGCCUAUCUGUGUGCAGAGAAACGCAGGCACUCAGUGGCUUUCUCAGAUGCCGGGGGCAGCAGUAAGGCUGGCUCUAGCUUUUUGGAGUCUUCCUCUUCUUCAUCCGGUUCUGCUGCUAAACAGCCAUGCCUAAGUCUAGCUCCAGCUCCAGGUUCCUCCUCCAGUGAUGGCCAGUCCUCCCAGCAUGCUCUGGGGCCUUGCAACUCUGUGGGUAACAGUAGUGCUGCGACCAGUUCUCAGUCCAUGCACCACUCUGGUUCUGUGUUUCCUCACUCUCAUUAUCCAAACAGCAGCACCUCACAGCUGCCUCAAUAUGGAGGACGCAAGAUUCUAAUGUGCACAGUGGAUAACUGCUAUUGCUCGGGUGUGUCCUCAGUGUCUAACCCCAGGGGGCAUCCACCGUACCCUCGAUCCAGCUCCUUCCCAUGGCCAGUAAGCUCACAGGAGUACUCCCAUCAGCCCCUCCCGUCCACACCUGCAAUGUCUCAGUCUCUCCAGAGUCUGUCCAUGCGGGACUGGAUUGAUGCCUCACAGCCACACAGGCAUCCUGACUUCUACGGCCUCUACAGUCAGUCUUCCAGCAAGCAUUACGUGACCAGUUAACCUCCGCUCCAGUGACUGCUGUCAGUCACAAGAUCGGCUAGGUUUUUAAGCUGUGGGAUCACGAACGAAUGGGAACUUUUUUUUUUUUUGUACAUAAGUUGGAUCAGUCAUAUAAUGUCCUUUAGGUCCACUGUCUAAGUUCUUAAAACAGUAAAUGUUACAAGGUGAAGCAUAACUUUGCACGUAGGAUUUAAUGAUGUUCCCUUAACUUGCGUUGCUACUUACUUACAACAGAAUAAUCCUAACCAGUUUCCAGAAUGGACAAAGUACAGUAUGGUAAUUUGUUCAUUAUCAAUAACGCUGCACUUCUAUGUGAGUUCCUAAUCAUUCAAAUGAUGGUUUACUGUAUUCAAUUCAACAGUCAGCUCUUAAUAAAAUAUGCUGUUAGCAGAAAACAUAAUUCAUACCAUUCACACUAUUCUAACCCACUAUAUUUUAUUUGCCUACUUAUUUCACAUAAGUAGACUAUUAUCCAGUGUGGAAAUUACUUGUAUGGGCAAAAAAUAUUUUGAAAUUUUUAUCUUCCAUGUUUGUUUUCAUCUAGCAGAAGAUAUACAGUACUGUCCUCAGUGUUUUGUUUUUUGUUUGUUUUUUUGUUUGUUUUUUUAAAGAGAAAGGUAUACUUAUUUGUAUAAGUUCAGGUUACUUGUAUAUGUAACAGGUAAUUUUGUAUUUUUAGAGGGGGUAAAAGAAAGGAAAUUUUAAUGAUGCAACAUAAUUUUUACUGUUAUGUUUCUUGAGUUGCUUGUACUUCCCUAUUAAGAAUCUCUCGAUGGAAAUGCCCUGCUUGUUGUGUGCUUUUUUUUUUUUUUUUGGUGCAGCUGUGCCUAGAUGUCCAGGCUCUCAGCAGCUGCCCAACAUGGAUCUGCACAGACAGAGCUACCACACAAAAAAACACCUUUUUAACUUUGUGAAACCCGGGAUGCACUUGGUUUCACGUUCUGUUCCUCCUGUUUUUAUUAUGCAUUUAUCCAGAGUUAUUUGGACCUGAUUUUCUAAAAAUCUGUAGAACUCUGGAAGUACAUUCCUCUCCAUUUAUUAAUAAUGCUGUUCUUCUUUCUCCUGAUUUAUGUCAUGGCACCAAUCAAAGAAUAUCUGGCUUCCUGUCUGUUAUUGAUUGCAUGUGGGAACAAGUUUCUGAGCACUUGUAGUACAAUAAUAAAACUGCAAGAAAUAUAAAAUGACUUUUGAGACAGGGAAGGUUUUUUUUUUUUUUUUAAAUAAAUGAUAUUCAGUAAUGACAAGCACUGACCAAUGAAUUUCUACAGAUGAAAGCAAGAAACUGGCUAUUAAGUGUGUGUGUGUGUCUGUGUGUGAGUGUGCAUUUUGUAAAUAUUUUGUCAAACUAAGACAAAAGACUUGUAUCUGGGAAAUAACUGUUUUUUUUGUUUGUUUGUUUGUUUGUUUUUUCAAAUAAAUAGUAAUUUCAAUAAUGUUUUCAAAUGUUUAAAAACUCA
Messenger RNA from Clarias gariepinus (North African catfish), 4643 nucleotides. RefSeq names its product tripartite motif containing 8b (gene trim8b). The record is from RefSeq and is a predicted model, not a curated record. NCBI's taxonomy places the organism in Eukaryota, Metazoa, Chordata, Actinopteri, Siluriformes, Clariidae. The transcript is spliced from 6 exons. The coding region runs from base 1492 to 3186 and encodes 564 amino acids.